AUGAAUUAAAACAAAAUAUUUAAAUUGCAAUUGAUUCAUAAAUAAAAUAAUGAUUGCGAAUAGUAUUUUAAUCAAAAUUACAAAUAGAUUGUUGAUUUAGUAGAAAAUUUUGAUAAUAACUUGAAGAAUUUAAAAAAGUAAAUUGAAUAACCAAUUAUUGAAGAUCAUCAUACUUUAUCGAAAGUAGAGGAGAUAGAGAACGAAGAUCAGGAAUUGUCAUAAUUUUAAAUAUAACAGGAAGACAAGGAAGAAUUGGAAUAACAAUUGAAUUAGUAAUAAGAACAAGAUUAAAUUAUAAUAUAAGAUUAAAUCAAUAAUUAAUGA
This is a messenger RNA of Paramecium primaurelia, 324 nucleotides long. The record is from the annotation of a GenBank genome assembly. NCBI's taxonomy places the organism in Eukaryota, Ciliophora, Oligohymenophorea, Peniculida, Parameciidae.